Molecule: messenger RNA, 1200 nt
Organism: Encephalitozoon cuniculi GB-M1
Lineage: Eukaryota; Fungi; Microsporidia; Unikaryonidae
Exons: 1
Coding region: 1-1200 (399 amino acids)
Source: RefSeq, marked provisional
AUGAUAGGGCAACUGAGUUUGGUGGCAGUACUUUGGAGCUGUGUCAAGGCAACAGAUACGGGAAAUUCACUAUAUUCGAUUCUUCCGUCAAACUCCCCUCUCUUUGACCAGGGGCUUGUGGGCUCUGUGCCCCAGGUGCAGACGAUCAAUAUGCCAUCUAGCAAGCCUGGGCAGCUGCUGUCGUUCACGCCUGACGGAGGAAUCGGAAAUGGGGCCCAGAUGGCCAUGUCUCCCAUAACCCUUCAACCCCCAGGGAGUACCCAGUAUGCAAACACAUGCGAUCUGUCUGAGAAGAAGGAGCAGUUCAAGAAGUGUCUGUCUGACCAGCUCGGUAAGUUCAAGAACAUACUGGAGAACUGUAGAAAGGCCCUGGGAGAAAACGCCAAGGAGUGCUGCAUUGAUGAGAAGUGCCUUGAUCUUCUUAACGGAGGAAAUUCGUCUUGCAACGGAGAGGAUGGCGAAAAGGCCUGUAAAGAUAAGAAGUGCCGGGACAGGAUUGCAGACGAGAUCAUGAACAACCUCAACAUGGACCAGCUGAAAAAGUCCCUGCUAGACUCCCUCAAGGGAAGCCUGAAGAAAAUAGGGAACAAGCUUGGAAGCCUAACAUCAUGCAGCAGAGGAGGGGAGAACUGCGACGAGGAGGAGCCCAACAGCGCGCCUCCUAACCUGUCUUCUCUUGGACUUGGAAAGGAUGUCCCAUCUGGUGUACUGAUAUAUCCCAUGGAGCAGAGCAAGUACGAAGCCAUAACCAACAUUCUGGACCGCCGGGAGAAAUUUCCCCGCCAGGGAAGUGCAGAGCAGCCAGAGGUACAAGGCAAUCCAAGGGGCCCCCAUGAAAAGGACCCUGCAGAGGACUGGAAUAGACAGCAUUUGCCGAAGCGCAGAGGUCGCCGCAGCCGGAAGGCAAGGCUUAGGAAUAGAGAAAGUGAGGAUUGGAGCGAGAGAGAGGAAUCCUCAGGUAGUUGGAGGGCAGACCAUGAUGGCCCAAGUCCCAGGCCUCGCUCCUCCAGGAGCCCUGGCAUGCCAUGUACAAGGGAAAUGUGUGCAGAUAUGGAUAGAUACGACUCUCCAGCCAUAGGAGAAGAGUGCGCCAAGUAUUGCAAGGACUACAGAAGGAAGGACAUCAAGAAGAGUGACGACGAGGGGAAGGAAGAGAUCAGCGAGCUGACAAGUGAUUCAUGCUACGACGAGAAGAAAUGA